Nematocida homosporus is the source of this 645-nucleotide messenger RNA. RefSeq lists its product as uncharacterized. The transcript has a single exon. The coding region runs from base 1 to 645 and encodes 214 amino acids. NCBI's taxonomy places the organism in Eukaryota, Fungi, Microsporidia. The record is from RefSeq and is a predicted model, not a curated record.
AUGGAGCUCUUGGCCGCCAACUUGCGAUAUAUAGAGCUUAAUCUAGUUGCUGCUUUAUAUCAUGACGAGAAUAAGCAGCUGUAUAUCUUGCCGCACAAUCCUGUUAGGUACGCUGUUCUCUUUGGUGACAUUUUAGACAGUUUUGGGACGUUUUAUGAGUACUUGAUUGGGCCUAGCGGCUCUCUCCGUAACCCUACGUUUGGGCCGGUUGUUCACUACCUGAAGCUGAAGGCCAAAAAUUCCCAGCCGGAAGAGUUUAUUCGAGGGUACAGAGCGGCCCAGAAACUCGUGGCAGAGGAGCCAAUGCCAAACAUCUUCUGUAAGAUAGCACAACAAAGAAGGGCAUGGUCAGGAUCCGAGAUAAGAGAGUUUCAACUGGAGGAGAUCCUGUUGGCCGGUGGCAUGUAUAUGGGCAAACUAGAUGCAGCCCAAUACUACCGAGCCAGCUACUUUGUGGCUAAGUACCUGGCAGCUAAGGGGCUAAUUGUGGCAGCCAAACGGUUUGCCAGAGAUGCCUUGCAUAUGGCCGGCAAAACUUCUUCAACGGAGGGCAUAGAGCGGGUGACACGGCUGCUGGCAGGCUUAGAAGAAGGGCAGAGUAAAGGGAGAGACGGACAUGUGGCGAGCCAGAAGGAUUUUCUUUAA